Messenger RNA from Brachypodium distachyon (stiff brome), 1013 nucleotides. Its product is annotated as ADP-ribosylation factor-like protein 8a. The transcript has 5 exons. Gene Ontology annotation, biological process: protein transport. The coding region runs from base 225 to 779 and encodes 184 amino acids. Gene Ontology annotation, molecular function: GTPase activity; GTP binding. The record is from RefSeq and is a predicted model, not a curated record. Lineage: Eukaryota; Viridiplantae; Streptophyta; Magnoliopsida; Poales; Poaceae.
CCAAUAAUACCUUCUCUUUCCCCUCUCUCUUCUUCCUCCUCGCACCACCCCCCUCUCCCUGUCGCUCCUCCGCCCCAUCCAUCCACGCCUCCAAAUAAAGUAAGCGCAGCCACGCCACCACCAAAUCCUCCUCCCGUCCCAAUCCCCUCGCCCACCUGCCACCGCCCGCCGACGACCGCCCAUCCAGGUCUCCUCUUCCUCUCGGAGGGGAGCGCUCGAACGCCAUGGGGUUCUGGGAGGCCUUCCUCAACUGGCUCCGCAGCCUGUUUUUCAAGCAAGAGAUGGAGCUUUCCUUGAUUGGGCUCCAGAAUGCUGGGAAAACUUCGCUCGUGAAUGUCAUUGCUACAGGAGGUUUUAGCGAGGACAUGAUUCCUACUGUAGGAUUCAAUAUGAGAAAGGUGACCAAAGGAAAUGUCACAAUAAAAUUGUGGGAUCUCGGAGGCCAGCCAAGAUUCAGGAGCAUGUGGGAGAGAUACUGCCGUGCAGUUUCUGCAAUUGUAUAUGUUGUUGAUGCAGCAGAUCGGGAGAACAUGGCUAUUGCCAAAAGUGAGCUCCACGAUCUUCUGAGCAAGCCAUCGUUGGGUGGUAUCCCGUUACUAGUCAUUGGCAACAAAAUAGAUAGGCCGGAAGCCUUCCCUAAGCAAAGUUUCACAGAAGCGAUGGGCCUGAAGGCAAUGACUGAUCGAGAAGUGGCCUGCUUUAUGAUAUCAUGCAAGAACUCGACCAACAUCGACUCUGUCAUUGACUGGCUUGUGAAGCACUCGAAGAAGAAGAAUUGAUCUAAAUUCGUUGCCUUUGAAGUGCUCCAGAUUCUCUCUGUGUUUUUUGCAUGUUGCUUAGCAUUGGGGCUGUAAAUUGUGCGAGAGGUCUUUGAUCAUGGAGGUUGUGUUCAUAAUUUUUUAACCUGUUUUAGCAAUGUGUUGGUAGACUGCAUCUGGUACUUGGACGCGUGUGCUCUAUUAGACUGCUACAACUUACAAGAGGCUCCGCUCGUUGCAUACUUGCUUUGUCUA